Messenger RNA from Prunus armeniaca (apricot), 1689 nucleotides. The record is from the annotation of a GenBank genome assembly. NCBI's taxonomy places the organism in Eukaryota, Viridiplantae, Streptophyta, Magnoliopsida, Rosales, Rosaceae.
AUGGGGACGCUUCAGACGUGGAGAAAAGCCUACGGGGCUCUCAAAGACACCACCAAAGUCGGCCUUGCCCACGUCAACAGCGAUUACGCGGAUUUGGAUGUUGCUAUAGUCAAAGCCACUAACCACGUCGAGUGCCCGCCCAAGGAGAGACAUCUCAGAAAAAUCCUGAUUGCCACAUCGGCAAUUAGGCCACGAGCGGAUGUUGCUUAUUGCAUUCAUGCUCUUUCAAGAAGAUUAAACAAGACCCAUAAUUGGACGGUGGCUUUAAAAACAUUGAUAGUUAUCCACAGGACUUUGCGGGAGGGUGAUCCUACUUUCAGAGAAGAACUUCUAAAUUUCUCUCAGAGAGGACGAAUUCUCCAGCUUUCUAAUUUCAAAGACGAUUCCAGUCCUAUUGCUUGGGAUUGCUCUGCCUGGGUGCGUACUUAUGCAUUGUUUUUGGAGGAACGACUUGAAUGCUUUAGGGUUCUGAAGUAUGACAUUGAAGCUGAACGUCUUCCAAGGCCUGCCCAGGGGCAGGAGAAGGGUUACAGUAGAACCCGAGAAUUGGAUAGUGAGGAACUCUUGGAGCAGUUGCCUGCUCUACAACAGCUGCUGUAUCACCUUAUUGGUUGCCGGCCAGAAGGAGCAGCUGUCGCCAACUACGUUAUACAGUAUGCGCUGGCCCUGGUGCUGAAAGAGAGCUUUAAAAUUUAUUGUGCUGUCAAUGAUGGAAUUAUAAAUCUUGUUGAUAAGUUUUUUGAGAUGCCAAGACAUGAAGCAGUUAAAGCCCUUGAUGUUUAUAAACGAGCUGGUCAGCAGGCUGCAGGUCUCUCUGAUUUUUAUGAAGUUUGCAAAGGAUUGGAACUUGCUAGGAAUUUCCAGUUUCCCGUUUUGAGAGAGCCUCCGCAAUCCUUCCUCACAACAAUGGAAGAGUAUAUAAGAGAGGCACCACGGGCUGUUUCAGUUCCACAUGAGCCAUUGCUUCAGUUGACAUAUAGACCAGAAGAGCCUUCUGAAGACACAAAGUUAUCCAGUGAUGAAUCUGAGCCAGCACCUCUAGACAUUGUACCUGUGUCAAAUGUUGAGACUGCAACUCCUUCCCCACCGCCACCUCCUCCCCCUCAAAGUAGCCAGGACACAGGAGAUUUACUGGGUUUGGAUUAUACUGCAGCUGAUGUAUCUGUGAUGGAGGAAAGAAAUGCUUUGGCUUUAGCCAUAGUUUCAUCUGAAACUGAUGCAGCUCCAACAUUCAAUUCUAGUGCUGUGCAGCCAAAAGAUUUUGAUCCUACUGGAUGGGAACUUGCCCUGGUUACCACUCCAAGUAACAACAUUUCAUCAGUUAACGAUAGGCAAUUGGCUGGUGGGUUAGACUCACUUACUCUGAACAGCUUAUACGACGAAGGAGCAUAUAGGGCUGCUCAGCAACCUGUUUAUGGAGCACCGGCCCCGAAUCCGUUUGAGGUCCAAGACCCAUUUGCUUUGUCAAACAAUGUUGCUCCCCCACCUGGAGUUCAAAUGGCUGCAAUGGCUCAACAACAGUCCAACCCCUUUGGUCCUUUCCAACCAACCUACCAGCCGCAGCAGCAGAAUGUGAUGAUGGGGCCAACAAAUCCUUUUGGUGAUACCGGGUUUGGGGCAUUUCCUGCACAUCCUCCUGCUCCUCACCCACAAACUAGCAACCCAUUUGGAAGCACAGGGCUGCUGUGA